Molecule: messenger RNA, 4056 nt
Organism: Pogona vitticeps (central bearded dragon)
Lineage: Eukaryota; Metazoa; Chordata; Lepidosauria; Squamata; Agamidae
Source: RefSeq, a predicted model, not a curated record
CUAAGGAGGCCGGGGGCACGGCGAAGCUGGGUCGAUGCGUCCAAAAUGGCGGACCGGGGCGGGCGAGGCGGGACAAGCAGCGGCAGCGGCGUCGCCGUCAGCGGCCGCCUGGACAAGAGCAUCGUCCUCCCGCCGGACGAGAUCUUCCGCAACCUGGAGAACGCCAAGCGGUAUUUUAUCUUUACAGGUGGGUCCUUGGCCAAGCUGGCUUAUUAUUCAACAGUACAACACAAAGUGGCAAGGGUGCGGUCUUUGGAUCAAUCAGGAAAGGAUGGAGAACAUGAAUCGCCGUACGAAAUCACAGUUCAGGAAGAGAUAACAGCUCGGCUGCAUUUCAUUAAAUUUGAGAACACCUAUAUCGAAACCUGUUUGGAUUUCAUCAAAGAUCAUCUUGUCAACACGGAAACCAAAGUGAUCAAAGCCACAGGGGGUGGUGCCUACAAAUUCAAAGACCUUAUUGAGAAGAAGCUGGGAUUAAAGUUAGAUAAAGAGGAUGUCAUGACCUGCCUUAUAAAAGGAUGUAACUUUGUGCUGAAGAACAUCCCUCACGAGGCGUUUGUGUACAUGAAGGAUGCAGAUCCGGAGUUCCGGUUCCAGAUGAACCACCCGCACAUUUUUCCUUACUUGCUCGUUAAUAUAGGCUCCGGGGUUUCCAUAUUGAAGGUAGAAACAGAGGACAAAUUUGAAUGGAUAGGUGGGAGCUCCAUCGGCGGCGGAACAUUCUGGGGUCUCGGCACGUUGCUGACACAAACCAAGAAGUUUGACGAGUUGCUUCAUCUGGCUUCGAAGGGGCAGCACACCAACGUGGACAUGCUGGUGAAGGAUGUGUAUGGCGGAGCUUACCAGACCCUUGGGCUAAGUGGGAACCUGAUAGCCAGCAGCUUUGGGAAAUCGGCCACAGCAGACAAAGAUUUUUCCAAAGAGGACAUGGCUAAAAGCUUGCUUCACAUGAUCAGCAAUGACAUCGGGCAGCUGGCUUGCCUCCACGCCAAACUCCACAACCUGAACAAAAUAUAUUUUGGAGGCUUUUUCAUCCGAGGCCACCCGGUCACCAUGCGCACCAUCACUUACAGUAUUAACUUCUUCUCCAAGGGGGAGGUUCAGGCCUUGUUCCUGAGGCACGAAGGCUACCUGGGAGCCAUCGGGGCGUUUUUAAAAGGAGCCGAAGAAGACAAUCCCAAUCUCUACUCCUGGGGAGAAAACUACGCCGGCAGCUCUGGGCUGAUGAGCACGUCGCCGGACCUCUGCCCCAUGCAGCGGGAACGGAGCGGCACGUUUGACCUGCUGGAAAUGGAUCGUUUGGACCGAACACUCGUGAACCUCCCCUUACUGAAGGACCCAUCCACGUAUAUCCCAGACACUGUGGACCUCACGGACGAUGCCAUGGCCAGGAAAUACUGGCUCUCGUGCUUCGAGGAGGCCCUGGACGGGGUGGCAAAGCGCGCUGCGGCCAGCCAGCCUGACUCCCUCGAUGCCACGGAGCGAGCGGAAAAGUUCCGGCAGAAGUACUGGGAUAAACUUCAGACACUCCGGCAGCAGCCGUUCGCCUACGGCACUUUAACUGUUAGGAGUUUGCUUGACACCAGAGAGCACUGUUUGAAUGAGUUCAACUUUCCAGACCCUUAUUCCAAGGUAAAGCAAAAAGAAAACGGCAUUGCGUUAAAAUGUUAUCAAGGCGUAAUCGAAUCUUUAGAUUCCUUAGGCUGGGAGGAGAGGCAGUUUGCUCUGGUGAAAGGACUUCUGGCGGGAAACGUAUUUGACUGGGGAGCCAAAGCCGUCUCAGACGUUCUUGAAACAGAGCCACUGUUUGGAUUUGAAGAAGCUAAGGAGAAACUCCAAGAACGUCCGUGGCUGGAGGAUUCCUACGACAAGUGGCUGGAGAGGCUUAAGGCCCCCCCUCAUAAAUGUGCCUUAAUUUUUGCAGAUAACAGUGGAAUAGACAUCAUUUUAGGCGUCUUCCCCUUUGUCAGGGAACUGCUGUCUAGGGGGACAGAGGUUAUAUUGGCUUGUAAUUCCGGGCCUGCGCUGAACGAUGUGACCUACAGUGAGUCUCUGCUUGUCACGGAGAAGAUAGCAGCGACCGAUCCGAUCAUACGGUCUGCCUUGAAGGAAGAGAGGCUGCUGUUGGUACAGACCGGCUCAAGUUCACCAUGCCUGGAUCUCAGCCGCCUGGAUAAAGGGUUGGCCAACCUGGUCCGGGAGCGGAAGACGGACCUGGUCGUCAUUGAAGGGAUGGGGCGGGCCAUCCACACCAACUACUAUGCAGCCCUCAAGUGUGAGAGCCUCAAGCUUGCGGUCAUCAAGAACUCUUGGCUGGCCGACCGCCUUGGCGGGAAGAUCUUCAGCGUCAUUUUCAAGUACGAGGUGCCCCUCCAAUGAUCCGGCCCCGGGACUCGAAUACGGGCCUUUGUGCCGGAAGAGGAAACUUGCCGAAACGGGACUUGCACUAGUUUAAUUUUAAUUGUAAAGAAUGUAUUUUUAUUACCACAGGGAAAAUGAGGUCACACAAAAUGAUUGCAUAUUUAUAUUGUGCUAACUCAUAUCGGCUUUUUUUUGUAAAGUGUUUAUUUUAAUGCUGCAGUAUUCGUGAUGGGAAAACACUUGAUUAUCUAUCCCACCUUGAACCCCCUAGUUCUGUGAGACUUUUGUUUCAAAAUAUUUAAUGUCAAUGGAACCUCUUUUUAUAUUUUGGCCUAAAUAUAUUCCAGCCAUUACUGGCCAGAUACCAAAUAGAGUUUUUAAAGAGCUGACAGAAGUCUGAUCUUUCUUGUUUUUGAAUCGGUAACAGAAGAUACUGGACUUCAGUUCUGACUCGGUAAACUUCCUCCAUCCACUGGGUCAUGAUCCGGAGCUUGGAAAUAAUCUUAGCACAAAGAGCUUGUCAUUAAAUUGAUUGGGGAAAACUGAUUCGCUAACACGGAAUGAAUGUUGAACGGAAUGUGUUGAAUCACUUUGUUAAUUCAUUUGCUAAGUUGUUAGCUGUAAAAAAAAAUCAUAAUUUCUAGAAAUGGACAAUAAAAAUGAAGGUGAUGAGAGCUGUUAACAUGUCUGGUAUGUCACGAUCCAAAUAAUGGGUUUUAAAACAGUGAAAUGUUUAAUGCAUUAAUUUUUAACGCUUACUAUUUCCAAGCUCUGGUAUGAUCACAUUACUAUCCCAUAAAAGCCACAACAUCCCUUUUUACACGCUGAAUUUGAAUUUGGGACAGCUACCCGUGGACAGCUUAAGUUCUGUAAUAUUUUUAUGCUCAAGGGGUGGAUGAUGCCCAUCAGGGCUUGGGUGGGGCAGGAUUAAGAGAGGCAGCCCCAACCGCAGCUGCUUGGCUACCCAAACACAGCAAAAGAGCCCAUUGAAUUCUGAGUGGGUUGAAAAGCGGCCUGGCCUUUAGGAACUCCCUCCAGCCAGUCCUCUACCUAAGCUCAAUGUUCCUCCAACGAUCCAGAGGUUCUAGCCCUCGAAAAAAAAAGUGGUUAAGAAGAAAAGAGAAGCAUGUAUACCCACACCGUGAAAUUGGGCGCCCAGCAAGACCACGAUUCUACACCGUCUUGCCUGAGCGUCCGCUCCACCAAACAGAGCCAGACCUAGAUCGGAGCGAGACGUUUUAUCACACCGUAAGGUAAGUGAUGAAUUUAACAGAAGAAACUGAACAGGAGUUACCCCUGUUGGCUAAAAAAAAAGCUGUAGGUCAUCAUCUCAUUCUCUAAAUAAACAGACCUUCAACUUCUAUCCCCGCAGGUUCAAUUUCAUUGGGUUACAAGGUUCGUGCAGGCAAAUCAAUCAGUGGUUCCUUGCGAGGGUCCGCAGUCACCUCCAUGCAGGUUUAGAAUCUCCAAAAAAUGAAAUUAAAAGUGCCUUCAGAAGUACUGGUGGAACGCCCAAAUCCAGCAUCUCUGCGUGUUUCAACCAAGCCCAAUAAACCAGCCGCCUUUAUGGUCCCUUCAGCAAGCAGCGAGUGCUGACCGAAGAGUAAGUAUACAAGGAGUCAGUUGCCACAACUUUUAUUUAUACAUCAAACCCACACUGUUCUGCUUGAUCUGCUUUUUCUAAAAAAAAGAAAG